AUGCGCCGUAUGCGGCAAAUGCCCUACUUUACCAAUGCGACCGCUAUCAGCCGCCGAUACGUUAUCAGCGCAAUCGACAUGCCGCUUUUCUGUGGCAGGGAGCCGCGCUUUAAGUUGGGCACGAGCUCGCUCAGAAGUCUCCUACACACAAGUCUUGUUAUAAAUUCUCCCAUCAACCCGCAUGCCCUCCAACUUACAAACAUGGCUACUAUAAACGCCCACAAGCCCCGACGCACAAAUAACUACAGCCAAUCCGGCAGCACUACCUAUCCCGCCAACAACCAGCUGACUGACUAUGAAUCAGACGCCGCGUACUUCUCCGAUCUACAACAGCCACAACAGCAACAUCAACAGCUCAUGCAGCAACAAGACCCAGAACAUCAGUCGCCACCUCCUCCAACCCGAACCAACGAAGAGAUCAACCUCUCUGUCCUGCGCCGGCAUCACUCCGACAUCAUUGCCAUCCUCUCGCUUGCCCAGUAUGCCGUUGUAUACCUCUUCAAUCCCACGUCGCGUCAGUGGGAGAAAACCGGGGUAGAGGGUACCCUCUUCGUUUGCCAAAUGACACAGGGUAGUCUCGGGGAGGAUCGAUACACAGCGUUUGUCCUGAACAGACGUGGAUUGAAUAACUUUAAUCUACAGUUGACGGAUGCCGAGAACGUGGAAUUGACGGAGGAAUAUGUGAUUCUCAAAGCGGAUGAGAAUGCCGCAGGUGAGAUGACAGAGACGGGACGAGGAAGCGGUGGCAGCGCACCUGGGCUACGCAUCUACGGAAUCUGGAUCUACUCAGAGCCUCCGCCAAAUUCAACUGCGCAAGCACGUACAGUCAACGCAGAAAAGAUUCGUGAAUGCGCAGCUCACGCGGGACAAAGCUUGAAAACGGCGCAAGAGCGCCUGGAGGCGAUUCAGCAAAAUGGACUCCAUGCCGCAGCCCUGCUGGCGGAAAAUCAAGUUGCGCCGUUGGAGGAAGUUCAGGCGAGCGUGGCUAUGGGACGUCAAGUCUCGCUCAAGGAUUUGUUUGGGCAACAGCGUGCACAAGAUGAUGGGUGGAGUGUCAGGGCACAUCAUGAACCGCAGGCCCAGCCCCUGCCGCACCAGCAGCAGCAAUUUCAAUCGCAAGUAGCGCCGCAGCAGCGACAACAACAGUAUCAAGAGCCUGUUCCGCCACAGCAGCAUUCGUCUCAAUUUUAUCACAACGCACCAGGAUACUCGGUGGUGCCUCACCAACCACAGCAGACUUACCAAACUCCGCCUCCGCUACCAUCAGCAGGUCAACCAGGGGAUGUGCUCGGUGAUCUCUUCCGACGUGCGGGUUUUGCAUACCAGGCCCACGACGGGCAAGUGAAUUGA
This is a messenger RNA of Penicillium diatomitis, 1350 nucleotides long. RefSeq names its product Dcp1 family protein. Bases 1 to 1350 code for a protein of 449 amino acids. Gene Ontology annotation, biological process: deadenylation-dependent decapping of nuclear-transcribed mRNA; deadenylation-independent decapping of nuclear-transcribed mRNA; positive regulation of catalytic activity. The record is from RefSeq and is a predicted model, not a curated record. Gene Ontology annotation, molecular function: mRNA binding; enzyme activator activity. Gene Ontology annotation, cellular component: P-body. NCBI's taxonomy places the organism in Eukaryota, Fungi, Ascomycota, Eurotiomycetes, Eurotiales, Aspergillaceae. The transcript has a single exon.